Molecule: messenger RNA, 1041 nt
Organism: Coregonus clupeaformis (lake whitefish)
Lineage: Eukaryota; Metazoa; Chordata; Actinopteri; Salmoniformes; Salmonidae
Product: MICOS complex subunit MIC13
Exons: 4
Coding region: 142-477 (111 amino acids)
Biological process (GO): cristae formation
Cellular component (GO): mitochondrial crista junction; MICOS complex
Source: RefSeq, a predicted model, not a curated record
UUUAUUGACACACAUCUGUGUCACAGGGUUGCCCUUCAAUGUAGCUGGUUGCUCUUCGUGGUCGAGCUCAUUCAUUUCAUGCUUGCUGUUGCAACGAAAUAAACGUUAAUUCAAAAAAUACCUUCAUUUACCCGUGACACUAUGGCUGGCAAGAUUUUACCUGUUCUAAAGUUGGCCACUAAGUUGACCAUUGCAGGAGGUGCUUUGUAUGUUGCCUAUGAUUCUGGACUAUUAGGGGGAAGUGAGCAGGGCUCCGAGGUCCUAGGAAAAGCUAAAACUGCCAUUCCCCCUGCAGUGGAUGAGUGGGUGAAGUACUUUGGCUUUGAGCUUCCAGCUUUCCCUGAAAUCGGAUUCGCCCCUGGUGAAGCGUGGAACUCGGGGGUGCAGUCAUCCAUAUCUGCUCUCUCAUCGGGCCCUACAGCAGUGGGUGACUACACCAACCAAGGCUUGCAGUACCUGAAAGACCUCACCAAAUGAAAAGUGACAUCAUGCAACCCUCUGCAAUCACAACCAAAUCCGCUGGUGUAAUGUGACUGGUGCAAAUACAUACCUCCUGUAAAAGUCACUUGCUUGCUUUAAAUGCAUAGCACAUCAACUACAAAAAAUGCAGUGGCACAGUACAUUUUGUGGAAUUAGGUUUAGGCCAAUUAUUAAUUUGUUUAGUUGCUGAUAAUGCCAGAACUCAAUAUUUGCAUUCUAUUGUGUUGACAGCAAUUUGUCAACACAAGCAGAUAACAUUCUUCUUUACGCUACGUUUUGAGUAAAAAAAUGACCGAACUUGGGUACCGCAGAAAGACUUGCACCCAAGAGAUAAAUCUGAUUAAAUCCUGAUGGACAUAUUUAGUGCUGUCGUGUCUUGUGUGUGUAUACAUUGUUAAUUUUACUAUUUUUAUUUAUCUCAAGACUGAUUUAAUAUAUUUUGACCCGAUUCCCAAUCUAUCCCAUCAUGAUCCAACACAUCUUUUAUACAGAAAGAAUGUUGUGUGUAUAUAUAUUUAACCAUUUACGAGUGUAAAAUAAACCUAAACAUGUCAGAUGUGA